AACAUUACUACCAGCUUCUCUUCAAAUUCACAAAAUCUCAGUCUCUCUCUCUCUCUUCAACAAUCACAACGCCUACAAAUACGUCUCCAACCGCUUCUCCUCCCAAUUCCUUCUGUUCAUAUCCCAUUUCCGAAACGCUCCUUAAUUUCCCCAUUUCACUGCCACCGUUGUCACCGACAGACACCGCAUUUAUUGACGGAGAUGUUAACUGAUUUUUUGCCGUCGAAGACAAUUACUACUACAGCUGCUGCUGCGAAUUCUGGUUUGGUUGUUCGUCGCAUCGCUACGGUAGCGCUUGUCCUAGCUGCCGCUUCUUUCUCUUGUUUCGUCCUUUAUAGAGCCGGUGAAAAUGUUGGCUUCCGCAUCCCUGACUCUUUCAUCACCUCACGUGCAACCCCUAAUGUCUCCGCUUCCUCGGAUAGUGAGGAGUACAGGCUUGAGAAAGUAUUGAAGAAUGCAGCUAUGGAGGAUAAAACAGUGAUCUUAACGACUUUGAAUGAAGCGUGGGCUGUUCCGAAUUCAGUUGUUGAUCUAUUUCUUGAAAGUUUUAGGAUCGGAGAUCACACCCGCAGGCUUUUGAAUCAUUUAGUCAUUAUCGCACUUGAUGAGAAGGCAUUCACUAGAUGCUUGUCUUUACAUAUUCAUUGCUAUGCACUAGUAACUGAAGGGGUUGAUUUUUCAAAGGAAGCUUAUUUCAUGUUCCCUGACUACUUGAAGAUGAUGUGGAGAAGGAUAGACUUUUUAAGAGUGGUGCUUGAAAUGGGAUACAACUUUGUCUUCACGGAUGCUGAUGUCAUGUGGUUCAGAGAUCCCUUUCCUCACUUUUACAAGGACGCAGACUUUCAGAUAGCAUGUGAUCAUUUCUCAGGCAAACCUGAUGAUGUGGGAAAUAGACCUAAUGGUGGUUUCAAUCAUGUGAGGUCGAAUAACAGAUCAAUUGAAUUUUACAAGUUCUGGUAUUCGUCGCGAGAAAUGUAUCCAAGUUUGCAUGAUCAAGAUGUUCUUAACAAUAUCAAGAACGAUUCCUUAAUUAGGGACAUUGGUCUCAAAAUGAGAUUCUUGGACACUGCAUACUUUGGUGGAUUUUGUGAACCUAGCAAAAAUUUGAGCGAAGUUUGUACAAUGCAUGCUAAUUGCUGUUUUGGACUGGAAAGCAAACUUCAUGAUCUAAGAAUCCUGCUUCAGGACUGGAAAAGCUUCUUGUCAUUGCCACCAGCACAGAAGAUAUCGUCGGCAGUAUCAUGGCGAGUUCCACAAAACUGCAGUCUUGAUUCUCUCCGUCGCUAUGCUCCACCACCAUUGGAUGUAGAAGAGUUGAACAGACGUAGAAGAUUAGUCAGAAUUUUGUGAUUUUAGUCGCUGUUAUUUUAGAAAUUAGAAUUAAUAGAAAGGUAAAGAUUGUUUUUUUCUUUUUCCAUUUCCUCCCCUAAUCUUGAGUCACUAUGAUUUUUAGGAGUGAUACCAGCAAUUUACUGGGGGUAAGUUAUGUUUCAGGUUAAUACAAAAAGAUAGGCGAAAUCUAAAUUGCCCAAGCUGAUUGCUGUAAGUUCUGUAAACAUAUCGUCUGAAUGAGUAUAAGACAAAAAAAUCUAACAGAA
Nicotiana attenuata is the source of this 1598-nucleotide messenger RNA. RefSeq lists its product as uncharacterized. The transcript has 4 exons. The coding region runs from base 202 to 1350 and encodes 382 amino acids. The record is from RefSeq and is a predicted model, not a curated record. Lineage: Eukaryota; Viridiplantae; Streptophyta; Magnoliopsida; Solanales; Solanaceae.